Messenger RNA from Monascus purpureus, 1818 nucleotides. Lineage: Eukaryota; Fungi; Ascomycota; Eurotiomycetes; Eurotiales; Aspergillaceae. The record is from the annotation of a GenBank genome assembly.
AUGUGUCACGACGUUCCCCUCUCUCUUUUGUCUGUAUACAUCACAGGCGGCCUUGCCGAUUACCUGGGACCUAUCAACCCAGCACCCGCCGACCUGACGAGCGGUGAAAGCCAUGCGGCCUCAAGCUGGGCGAAUCUUGCAUCCGCUUUUGAUGAGUCUUUGAAGAAUGCCGGCGGAACAUCGGGUGUUCUUGCAGGGCUGGAGAACCUCACAUUUUCCGCUGGCGUGUUUUCGCUCCAUGACCCGGCCGCUACAAACCUGCAAUACCACUACACGUCCCCGGAAAUCGCGAAUGCACCGUCGGGCACCGGGAAUGUUGAUGCAAAUAGCAUCUACCGCAUCGCCAGUGUGUCCAAGCUCAUCACCGUGUUCGCGGGCUUGCUGGAAUUGAGCAACGAAGACUGGAACCGUCCCCUCAUCGACAUCGUCCCUGGAUUGGAAGAAGCAGUGCAUCAAUACAAGGGGGAGAGGGAAGCUGUUUACAACGCUCAAUGGGACAAGAUCACUCCGUGGGCCCUCGCGUCCCAGAUGAGUGGUGUGACAACACUUGGGAUUGUAGGUACUGAUCUUCUCGCUGAGUAUCUAGUUGCUCUGGCACUUGGUCUGCCUGCUACGGACCCCGUUGGUGAAGAGGGCUUCCCACCCGUCGACGCCAGUAAGUUGGGGCCUUGUUGGAGCUUCGAGAAUGCUUUCUGCGAUCCCUAUGAUCUUGCUCAGGAGAUAAAUGACCAGCAGCCCAUUUUCCUGCCGUGGGCUACCCCAAGCUACUCCGACGCCGGUUUCAUGCUGCUGGGAAUGGCUAUAGCCAACAUCACCGGCAAACCCCUGGAUGCCGUCUACCAGGAAUCCGUCUUCGACCCUCUCGGAAUGACUUCCUCCUAUUCCAAUCAUCCCACCGGCGAGGCUGAAGUCGCUCGCUCUGUUAUCUCCGGCGACCCGGACGCGGGUUUCGCUCUGGAUGGCGGCUCUACCACCCCAUCUGGUGGUCUCCUCUCCACCAUCAACGACCUCACCAAACUCGGAAUUGGCAUUCUUAACUCGACUCUAUACCCCUCGGAUUUCACUCGCAAGUGGAUGAAACCUAUUACCCACACCGCAAGUCUGUCCUACUCCGUCGGUACCCCCUGGGAGAUCAUCCGCUACGCCCACCCGUCCACGGGCAAGGUCACAGACAUCUACACUAAACUCGGCGACUCAGGGAAUUACGGUGGCGCUCUCGUCCUCAUCCCCGACUAUGAUGCGGGUUUCUGCUUCCUCAAUGCUAACAGCGACAUGGCCUUCCGGAGUACCGCGGCGUUAGUCGUCCUUGACCAUAUCACAGACACUAUCGUCCCGGCCCUCGAGGCUCAAGCCACCGCGGAAGCUAUGCGCAAUUUCGUCGGCACCUACGUCUCGACUGAUCCUAAUCUGGAUUCAUCGAUUACGAUCUCCUUCAAUGAAUCUACUGUCCCGCGCGCUGCGCCGACUCUCAGUCUCUCCUCCUGGAUCUCCAAUGGCACGGAUGUCCUCGCUUCACCCCUCUACGAUGGCGACAGGCCACAGCUGUUGCUGAGUAUACCCAAUCAAUUUGUCGGUGCUGGGAAAGUGGCGUUCCGAUUGUCUCUGAAUACACAAUACAACAUCUAUACGGCUGCGAGUGGCUCGGGCGUGGGGCCGUUUUCGGGUGAAUACUACACGAACUUUGGCUGGUUUUCUACUGAUAAUAUGCACUAUGCGGGGAAUGCAGGUAAUCUGUUUGUGUUCGAUAUUGAUGAGAGCGGGAGGGCUACUGCUGUUAACCCGGUAGGUAUGAAGGUGACUCUGGAGAGACAGGGGUAA